Messenger RNA from Physcomitrium patens, 2931 nucleotides. RefSeq names its product dynein regulatory complex subunit 2. Gene Ontology annotation, cellular component: axonemal dynein complex; axoneme. Gene Ontology annotation, biological process: axonemal dynein complex assembly; cilium-dependent cell motility; regulation of cilium movement. NCBI's taxonomy places the organism in Eukaryota, Viridiplantae, Streptophyta, Bryopsida, Funariales, Funariaceae. The record is from RefSeq and is a predicted model, not a curated record.
UGCUUCCUUUCCAGUCUCCUCGUCUCCCUUCCCCUGCUGUUUGUAUAACCUGCAUUUUUUUUUUUUUUGGAACCUGGGUCAUGGUGAAAUCAAUAUAUAUAUAUAUAUAUAUAUUGGAUGGGUAUUUGAUGCUGUGGCGUAGACUGUGGGAUUGACAAUCUAGUUGGGUGGUGCCAUACUUUUAAGCUCGAGACUUGCGGGGGGGUAUCGCUUCUUCGAGACAGUGUUGGAAUGAAUUGAUGAGGUUGUGUUCAUCCGCAACAGCAAAUUUAUUGGCUGUCUCAGGCUUUCGGUUCCCAUGUGUUGAGUAUGUCAUAGAUCAGGAGGGUUGAGCUACAUAACGCCAAUGGAUUUAUGGAGGAGGUGUCUUUUUUGAUUAAUCUGUGAGCAAGUUUGUGUUUGAAGUAUUGAGGAAGCUACCGAUUGAGGUGACCUCGAACAAGCAAGCGAGCACCAUGGCACCGAAGAAAGGAAAGGCACCGAAGAAGCAGAAGGGGCCACUAACAGAGGAGGAGAAGAAGGCGAAGGCCGAAUUCGAGGCACUGAAGGCUGUAGAAAUGAAGAAGAAGGCCAUUCGGGAUCGAAGAACAGCAAUCAAGCAAGCAAUGGUUGAGGAGGAGAAACGCAGUACAAAUAGCAUGCUUCAAAUUCACAAUCAAUGGAGGAGUAUUAUGCGCUCUGCCAAGUUGAAGGAGCAGCGAGAGGACAUUGAUUGGUUGUCCAAAAAGCAUGUGCAUCAGGUGGAGGUGAAAGACCGUGUCAUAGGAUUGUACCAGAUGCAGAUGGACGAAUCUGAAGCUCAAUAUCACGCUGCUCAGAUCAAGCAUCUAACAAUGCUUGAUAUCUUGAUUGAUCUCCAUCACUUGGGAACCAUGAAAAUGGAAGAGCAAUUUUCUGAGCAGUUGAAAAGCCUCGAAGACUCCUUCGUGACGGAGAGGAAGCUCAUGACAACAGGGACUGAGAAACAGAAAAAGGAAUUGAAAGACAUAAUUGCAGCAAUGAGAGAAGAAGCCGAAGAGAUAAUUUCUGAAAGGAAACAAUAUUUCGAAUCAUCCCGAGAAGAGCUUAAGAGCAAAAACAUCGUGGAAUACAAUAUGCUGAAACUUUCGCUUGAAGCGGGAUUGGAGGAACUCGAACGGCGGAUUGAUCACACACAUCAGUCAUACCUGGCAACCACGGAGGCAAAUACUGUUUCUUUCAAAAAUUUGGUCGCCAAGGAUGAGGUUGUGUCGCGUGUCAUCGAGCAACGGAUGCGCAACCUCAUUCAAUUACAUGAAAAACUGUCGUAUUGGCGCGUUCGCAUGAUAAAUCAAGGCAAAGAGUGGGAUACCACGAACAAGAAGGUGAAAGACGAGAAGGAAUACUUGCUCAGUCACUACAUCCACUUGAAACGACUGUUGGACAGGAUACAGCAUCACGAGCAUAACUAUCUCAAGGAAGUCUCGAAAAAUGUUUUGGAGGCAAAGAACAUACUUCUGCAGAAGUUGACGGCGGUUCAACGAGUCCAGAUCAUGGCCCGCCGGGUCGCCAGACUUGAGACAGAGCACGAGAAGAUUUUCCCAUUCGAUCCAUUGCAUUGUUCUGCCAUCCCACUGGUGCCUGGUGUGGUGCUCGAACAAGAGCUGGAUGGAGACGCUCUUGUUAAGCGGGCGGAGAGGAAGAAUGAGUUGGGAGUGGGCUUUCUACUAAAGCCGGGGCUGUUAGAAGCCGAGCCCAAAGCGCCAGCAGCAGAAAUUGGCAACAAGCGAUUCCACUGGGCAUCCUGGGCUGUCAGUGACGCUGGCGAUGAAGUGGAAGAAAUCAACUGUAUGAUCAACUUCGAUAAGCGAUUCAACAAGGUCAAGCUUGACACACUGGCCAUCCAAAUGGAAAGAAACAGGCUGAGUAAGGAGAAUACGAAGCUUGCGAACGGCUUGCGCAACUAUUUGAAUAGCGCCACGAUCCCCGAGCACAUCAAAAAACAGCACAAUAUCCUGGUGGCUGUACACAAGAAACUAAAAUCGCCCCGAAUGAAACCUCCCCCGGUGUAUCGGCCGCCACCAGUCAAGACGCCGACAUAUGUGGAGGAAUUCUAGAACCCAUGUGAGCAGUAGGGCAACUGCAUGGGUUCACAUAUUUCGACUAUUUCGAUCAAUUCAAUGCACCGCAAAAAAGCUUGAACUGAUCCCAUGACGUCCUUCACUGGCACAUUUCCUGAGAUCAGUUAAAAUCCACCGAAGUGCACGAUAGUGUGACUGAACCCUUCAGUUUCAUGAAAGAAUCUUGUGGUUGAGGAAGAAACUCUGAAGACCUGUUGCAGCCUGUCUGAGCGGCAGAUUUCGAGAAAGCUAGGCUUGAAACUUAUUACACGUCUGGUCCUUCUAGCGCAAAACUGACACGACCAGGUGAGAAUGGAGCUUAUCUUGCAAGUCAGGAGAAUGAAACCUCACCCACUUUCUCCGAGUGAGCGCUGAAUGAAUACCUGGAAGAGAGAACACGAGUCAUCACCGGAAUCUGAACUAGUCUCAAGCAUGAUUCUUCUGCUUGACUCAUUCAUUUAUGAGCCAAAGUUUGGAAUAGGUUCAACACCAAAAACUUGACCAGCUGUUUCCUUCACCAUGUUACGUGUGAGCUCUCAAGCAUGAGAGUGAUGAAGAUGGUGAACAGCCUAAACUGACAAUUGAUUGACUCCACUACCGUUUCACCACAGCUUUUCUUGCUUUGUGGCGACGUCCAUGCUGAACUCAAAAUGCUUUUGUGAGCCAUGUGAGUCUCUUACCUCGGCGUUUUGAAGUGUUCCAGGUUUGUUUAUUUAUCACCCACAUAUAAGAUACACACAUUUGGGAGUGAGGCUCUCCAACUUGAGAUUCUCCGCAAUCUUCACAACACUAAACCAGCCGUCCAUCAAUUAAUGAAAAUCGCCCGAUAAGAUUGAUUUUUUAUUUUAUUUUA